Fusarium pseudograminearum CS3096 is the source of this 2442-nucleotide messenger RNA. RefSeq lists its product as uncharacterized. The record is from RefSeq and is a predicted model, not a curated record. The transcript has 7 exons. Lineage: Eukaryota; Fungi; Ascomycota; Sordariomycetes; Hypocreales; Nectriaceae. Bases 1 to 2442 code for a protein of 813 amino acids.
AUGAACAGUAUGGCCACCGUUUCUAGAAUGCCUGUUCCAGUCAGGCGCACCGACUCCGACGUUUCUCCCAAAACCAUUAUACCACCACAAGACUCGACUCCGCGUGACGCAAAGGUCGACUAUUUCCCAGACUCCAACACAGUCGAUGGAUCCAAUACUAGUGUCAGGGCCAGCGACGACGACUCCUCUGCGCACAAGUCGAGUAUCUCAUUCGCACCCGAUCCACGACCCGAUCGCAGCUCAAGCCGUGAGAGCGACCAAAAUCAAACACAAAACCAAGACCUGAUGGUCCAGAGGAAGUCCUCCACCGGCUCAGUUUCCUUCCGCCGAAUGACCAAUCCCAAAUUGCCACAGGGAAUACCUCAGCAAAUGAGCAACAGUCGUAUACGCGCAAGUUCUCCUGAUCAUAAAAGGCGUGGGGAUGGAUGGUCUUCGCCGGCUCUCCUCGUCACUUAUUUGGUCUGGAUCGUCAGGCCAUCUUUCACCACAGCCACCCUUAGCAGAUCGUCAGCCCCCAAAUUCCCGCAGAGCUCUCGAAUAUUUCCGGCACAAUCGUCAUUGACAACCUUCUUCUCUCAUACCACUUCCCUGCCCAUUAUCACUUUCCCAACUCAUCAUUGUUUCUCUUUGCCUCUGUUUUGUGGCCUUUUCGCACUCAUGGCGACGCUAACCGAGACCCCGCCCGAUAGGUUCCAGAAACAUGUCGCAUUCGACAAUGUUCCAACUGGUGAACCGACCAAGAAUAAUGCCAUUUCGUUCACACUCAAUGUUCGACACAAGGGAUAUCAGGCUAGGCGCAGAUCCCGGUGCUUCAUGGUUGGAGUGGACGAGCAUGCCUACUCUGAUUAUGCCCUGCAGUGGCUGCUGGAAGAGCUUGUCGAUGACGGCGACGAAGUUGUAUGCGUGCGUGUAGUUGAGAAGGAAUUGCGUUACUCGAAUAGGGAAUACCGAGAAGACGCUGAAAAGGUUAUGAGGGGCAUUCUCGACCGUAAUGGCAAUAACAGGGCCAUCAACAUCGUUCUUGAAUACGCCGUUGGCAAAUUACAUACGACCUUCCAGGUUCUGAUGUACCAGCCUGCAAUGCUUAUUGUGGGAACAAGGGGACGCACACUUGGUGGUUUACAAGGGCUCGUUAACACGCGCAAUUCGUUUUCCAAGUACUGCCUCCAAUACUCACCCGUACCUGUAGUCGUGGUUCGACCUACAGAAAAGCGCGUUAAGAAGAAGUCUAAGCGGGCCAACGACUCUGCACGACAGACUUACGUGAGCAUGUUGGCUGCGAAUUCUGGAAAGCACGAAGCCGAUAGUGAGGCGAGCAGCACUUAUGAACUUGAGGUUCAAAACUCUCCCGACGAAGAAGCUCAUCAAGUUGCACGGGCCUUGGGGCUGCCUGCAUCUUUCGAUCCCACGAUCAAGCCAUUUAACCACAGUCAAGCGCUCAACGUCAAACCGCAGGGACCUGCUACCGUCAGCGCGUCUAAUGAAGCGCCAGAGGACCGGCGAUUGGUCAAGGAUGAUGCCAGUGCUGCUGGCGAAAGCGACGAUGAAGAUGACGGUGAAAGCGAUGACGAUUCUGGAGAGUUUGAGGUUGUUAGUGGGCAACAAGCUCUGGAUCAGGAGAAACUGAAGCAGCUCCACAAGAUGGAGGUUGGUGAAGCAGCGGCGUUGAAGAUGAAAGUGAACGAAGAUUUAGAUGAGGAAGAUGACACCCCGUCAGCCCAAAAAGAAAAUAAGCAAGGGAAUGGUGGGAAUGAAGGUGUCGAAUACAUCGGCGAAGUCUCACACCAGAAAGUCAAGCGAUCAACUACACAGCACCCUCUAGCGAGGAUCUCCAGAAUACCCAUCUUGUACGGAACUACCUCCUCAACGCCAAACAAAUUCAAAGAUGCAGGAAAGGCCGUAUCUGUUGACUCAAAACGCAACGCCAAUGACGGACAGAGCCAGUUCUCGAGAACAGAUAACAAUGGAAUCGAGCAGAUAGACGGCUUCCAAGACUACCCGAAUAGACCUGCUGACAGUCACCGGUUGCAAGAUAUCGAUUCUCACGAGCACAGUCCUGAAGCGGGCAGAGAUGCCAUGGAAUUGGAGACGAUGAGCCGUGUGACGAAGGACGACAACGACGUUGAAGAUCAGGCCAGGGAGGAAUCUUUCGCCGGCGAUACGGGCACAACGAACGGCUCACGGGAAAACCCACAGAAUCAACGUCCGAAUCCCGAAUUACCGGCAGAGGAUCAAAGAUCCAGCGUCGAUUUGGAGGCGCAAGAUCAACUUGGCCGUGAACCUCGAGAUGGACGUGGAGGUGGCCGAGAUAAUGACAACUACGCCAAUGGCAAUGCUGACAAUGGUCUUAACGGUAGUGAUAACGCUACAGGUCGGCGUGGCGGGAAACAGAUGCGACGACCAAAAGACCGAUACGAGUUCAGAAUCGAUCUGCGCUGGUGA